Molecule: messenger RNA, 342 nt
Organism: Diuraphis noxia (Russian wheat aphid)
Lineage: Eukaryota; Metazoa; Arthropoda; Insecta; Hemiptera; Aphididae
Source: RefSeq, a predicted model, not a curated record
AUGGAUAUUGGAGAUUUGGGUAGAAAUAGCGAUGGAGGUGUGUUUAGAUUAUCUCGUUUGGGUAGAUGGUUAGAAAUUGGAGGAAUGAACGUUCCGCAAUCAGAACCUUUACCACACGACAACGAAGGUCCCAAUUUUCCAUAUUAUUUUUGUGGGGAUGAAGCUUUUCCAUUAAAAUCUUAUUUGUUAAGACCAUAUCCACAAAAGACUUUAAACGAUCAAAAACAAAUUUUCAAUUACAGAUUAAAUAGAGGAAAAAAAUCAGUCAAAUGCACCUUUGGAAUGAUGGUUUCCAAGUUUAGAGUUUUUGAAACACCAAUCGCSUGUUCUGAGUCACUGUAA